UGCGAUGUGUCGUGUUGAAAUACUCUAAACAAAGUAAGGGUGAAUCAGCACAGUCUUCACAAUAUUUUACGACUUAUAAAAAAUUAAAUAGAAUACAUGAAGUGCAAAAAUUUUUGUAGCAUAUAAAAGUAUAAUAAACGCUCCUACCUGAUUGUUAAACGCUCUCAACAAGAAUAAAGAUGUGGAACAAUUAUUUAACAACGCGAAGAAAUAAUAUGAGAUAAUUGAUAAUCGCAAAAAAAAGUGAUUCGCGUGAAGUCGCACUUUAGUGCCAUGGGGGUCGCCGGUGACCUCUGUGAGAUAAAUUCAUUAAACAUAAUUAUACAUCAUAACUUAUCUCUUGUGCCACGGGCAAUCUCUGUAAAAAUAGAAUGGCAUUCAACAUGUUAAAAUUGUACAUAGUAUCAUAAUCAUGCAGAUCUUCGUCAAGACACUGACAGGAAAAACUAUCACCCUUGAAGUUGAAGCUUCCGAUACAAUUGAGAACGUGAAAGCAAAGAUUCAAGAUAAAGAAGGUAUUCCUCCAGACCAACAGAGGUUGAUCUUUGCUGGUAAACAAUUGGAAGAUGGGCGCACACUUUCUGAUUACAAUAUACAAAAGGAAUCAACCCUGCAUCUUGUACUUCGUCUGAGAGGAGGAAUGCAAAUUUUCGUCAAGACUCUUACAGGAAAAACGAUAACUCUAGAAGUUGAGGCUUCAGACACUAUCGAAAAUGUCAAGGCCAAGAUUCAGGAUAAAGAAGGUAUUCCACCCGAUCAACAGAGAUUGAUCUUCGCUGGUAAACAAUUGGAAGAUGGACGUACACUGUCUGACUAUAAUAUUCAGAAAGAAUCGACUCUUCACCUUGUUCUUCGCCUUCGUGGUGGUAUGCAAAUUUUCGUCAAGACCCUUACAGGAAAAACUAUCACACUUGAAGUUGAAGCUUCCGAUACGAUAGAAAAUGUAAAAGCAAAAAUUCAAGACAAGGAAGGAAUUCCACCAGAUCAACAGAGAUUGAUUUUUGCGGGUAAACAACUGGAAGAUGGACGCACACUAUCAGAUUACAACAUUCAGAAGGAAUCAACUCUCCACCUUGUUCUUCGUCUUCGUGGUGGUAUGCAAAUUUUCGUCAAGACCCUUACAGGAAAAACGAUAACUCUAGAAGUUGAGGCUUCAGACACUAUCGAAAAUGUCAAGGCUAAGAUUCAGGAUAAAGAAGGAAUUCCGCCAGAUCAACAGAGAUUGAUUUUUGCGGGUAAACAACUGGAAGAUGGACGCACACUAUCAGAUUACAACAUUCAGAAGGAAUCAACUCUCCACCUUGUUCUUCGUCUUCGUGGUGGUAUGCAAAUUUUCGUCAAGACCCUUACAGGAAAAACGAUAACUCUAGAAGUUGAGGCUUCAGACACUAUCGAAAAUGUCAAGGCUAAGAUUCAGGAUAAAGAAGGUAUUCCACCCGAUCAACAGAGAUUGAUCUUCGCUGGUAAACAAUUGGAAGACGGACGCACGCUGUCAGACUAUAAUAUUCAGAAAGAAUCGACUCUUCACCUUGUUCUUCGCCUUCGUGGUGGUAUGCAAAUUUUCGUCAAGACCCUUACAGGAAAAACUAUCACACUUGAAGUUGAAGCUUCCGAUACGAUAGAAAAUGUAAAAGCAAAAAUUCAAGAUAAAGAAGGAAUUCCUCCAGACCAACAAAGAUUGAUCUUUGCUGGAAAGCAACUUGAAGAUGGACGCACACUCUCUGAUUACAAUAUACAAAAGGAAUCAACCCUGCAUCUUGUACUUCGUCUGAGAGGAGGAAUGCAAAUUUUUGUAAAAACCCUUACUGGGAAAACUAUCACCUUAGAAGUUGAAGCUUCUGAUACUAUUGAGAACGUGAAAGCAAAAAUUCAAGACAAGGAAGGAAUUCCGCCAGAUCAACAGAGAUUGAUUUUUGCGGGUAAACAACUGGAAGAUGGACGCACACUAUCAGAUUACAAUAUUCAGAAGGAAUCAACUCUUCACCUUGUUCUUCGUCUCAGAGGAGGAAUGCAAAUUUUUGUAAAAACCCUUACUGGGAAAACGAUAACUCUAGAAGUUGAGGCUUCAGACACUAUCGAAAAUGUCAAGGCCAAGAUUCAGGAUAAAGAAGGUAUUCCACCCGAUCAACAGAGAUUGAUCUUCGCUGGUAAACAAUUGGAGGACGGACGCACGCUGUCCGACUAUAAUAUUCAAAAGGAGUCAACUCUUCAUCUUGUUCUUCGCCUUCGUGGUGGCCGAUGAUUUAAUAUAUUGAUCGCACCUUAAUUUAAAAAAUUAUAUUAAGUAAAUAGAAACUAAUUUUUUUACUUUUAGCCAUCAUAGCUAUUGAUUGAGUGAUAUAUAAUCUUAUUAAGUAUUUACUUGAAAUAAAUGGAUUAUAAAUA
Bombus huntii is the source of this 2385-nucleotide messenger RNA. RefSeq names its product polyubiquitin (gene Ubi-p63E). Gene Ontology annotation, molecular function: ubiquitin protein ligase binding; protein tag activity. NCBI's taxonomy places the organism in Eukaryota, Metazoa, Arthropoda, Insecta, Hymenoptera, Apidae. Gene Ontology annotation, cellular component: cytoplasm; nucleus. Bases 413 to 2242 code for a protein of 609 amino acids. The transcript has 4 exons. Gene Ontology annotation, biological process: modification-dependent protein catabolic process; protein ubiquitination. The record is from RefSeq and is a predicted model, not a curated record.